Messenger RNA from Porites lobata, 12129 nucleotides. Lineage: Eukaryota; Metazoa; Cnidaria; Anthozoa; Scleractinia; Poritidae. The record is from the annotation of a GenBank genome assembly.
UCUUUUGCUAAAAAACCAACAUGGCGGAAAGUAGGCGCGCCGGAACAAGCCCUCCUUUAUUUCAUUCUUUGGAGAAGGUAUAUUUAGGAUCAACUGAAAAAGUGGCCCCCAGGUGAGAUUUAUGAGCUUACUUUUUCUCUGUUCAAUGGUCAUGCGUUGACUUUCCUCAGUAUAAUUAUUUUAAAUAAUUAUUACAUAGAGAUGUGCACUCUUCCGUGUUUCCGGCCCGUAUAGGAGCUGAGCUCAUACUCUUUUUUGUCAACCGCGAAGUGAGGCGAUCUGCAAAAGCAAGAUAUUUAUUAGCUACAUGUAAUCUAAAUUGUUUGAUAUAUACCUUUUGAUAUUGCAUGGUGAUUCAAAAUUUUUUAUAAAGUCGCAUACAUUACAAGGUUUGUUUCUCUAUCGCCAGGAUCAGAACGUCCCUGAGAUCUGAAAUCCCCGGGAGCGCUAGCGUUAUAAUUGAAUUAAUUUGGUUGCAACGUAGUUGUAAAUUGUUUGCCAUAGAAUCUUUAUUACUCCGGAUAAGCUCCUCUCCAACACUUAAUUAAAUCACUGAAUUAAAGAAUGUACAUCGGCAAUAGCCAAAACCUGGAGGCGUGAAUGUCUUAGGAGAUUUGCACUUGAGUUUGCAAGACUAUUCUAUUGUCUAAUGCUGACCAUCGCCAUUCUGGGAAGUAUCAGGGGUAACCAGCUGAGAUGAAAAAAAUCUUUUGAAAAAUCUUAUGCAUCAUUCAGUUCCAGCAUGCCUUGUUCCUUAUUCCCGAUCGAGUUCAACUGCAUGAAACUGUGUAAAACAAUAAUCAUUGACUAUUUUACACCUGCACUACUGCAAACUUUAGUAAGACUAUGAAAGAUUUGUUGCCACAGAGUAAAUUCCUAGACUUUUGACAUAUCUUCCAGUAAAAUACAGAAUUCUGUUGUUCCACUAUUGUUUUCAAUGAAUUGUUAAUUUAUUUGCCUUGACGGUUUGAACAAAGGUACCACAUGGCAACGAUAAGGCAAGAUUCGCAAUAACAGCAGUGUUAAAUUGUUCUUUAAUAUCUGUCUUGAGAUGUUUUUAAUGACUACUAUAUCAACUUAGCACCCACUGCUUGCCUGAAAAGUAGGUAAAUACAUUUCGAUUAACCGCCUUCAUCGCAAACCACUAGGUCUGACACAGAAACACAAUGUUCACAGAUGCCUUAAUAAGGGGGCAGCAGACCAAUCGUGGAGGAAAUGUAUUAGGCAUUCCUUUUUUUCCCCUCCCCCCCUCAAAAAAAACCGCCUGAUUACAGCCUAGUUUAUGUGUCACCAUUACAUUUUUAAUUUGUGUUUUUCUCUUGAAUAGGGUGUCAUCUUUUGCACUAGGGCCUUAAAUUGGGUUAAAAUUUUUGUUUGUCUCAUCCUUAAAUAGGGUACAGGUUUAAGACGGUAGGACCUAUCAGUUAGUUAUAAGUCCCCCGGUUUUAUAAUUUAGAAAGGUCACCCUUCUGGUUUCUUGAUCCAUUAGAUAUCAGAAGAUGAAAGAAACAUUUCAGCAAAAGUAUAGUUGUGACCCAGAAUUCUAUGCGCGGGCACCUGGGAGAGUCAAUAUUAUUGGUAAGCAGAAAUAGGUGGUUUAUUAUGAGUUGUGGUCAACUCGCAAAUUUAUUGAAUUCAAAGAAAUUAUUUGUUAAAUUAACUGUUUACAAAAAAGUAAAAGGAAUUAAUGUUUAAAUUGUGGCAAGGCUUGAAAAAAAAAUUGAAUUCCAACUUGUCCUUUGGACAAGCAGCUCUCACAUUUUUUUUUUUCUUUAGGCCACUUCUUGCUCAUCUUAGUUAACGAUUUUGUUAGAGGAUGACUUGCUUGAAGCCUUGCCUAUUGGGCAAGUAAGAUUUAAAGUUACUGGACAGCAAGAAAAUGACCUUUUCCCGGACUACCGGGUGGGACUGUUUUUGAGCCCCGUAUGGGCUUUGUAAAUCUUCACUAAUCUUGUAUUCUUAUAUUAAUUUUAUUUAUCAUUGACGGCACAGCAACCCAUUGUGAAUUAUUAUUGUUUUGUUAAUUAGGAGAACAUAUUGACUAUUGUGGCUAUGGUGUUCUACCGAUGGCCGUGGAGCAGGAUAUUGUUAUAGCAGUGGGACAGAAUGAUAAGAAGACGCUCAACUUGUCUAAUACUUUUAGCAGCUUUCAGUAAGUUAACAUAAGAAACUUACUGUAAACCCUUGAGUAGUAAAAAUCCUCUCUUAAAAGGGCCAUGUCAUCAGGUUAUUGCUGUUUUGGGUCAUUUCUCUGCAAAAGUCAUUACUUACAGCCUUAACCCAAUUAUACAAAAAAUGUCCCUCUAGAGUUAUAAAGAAGAUAAGUUAUCAAAAAUAUUUCAUCAGGGAGCACUAACAAUAACAAAGUUUUCCUUGCCAUCCAUAGCAACAGAUGGCAGAUGAUGAUGAUUAGAUAAUACAGUGGACCAUUGUUUUUGGAACUCUAUUAAUGCAAAGACAGGUUUUAGUUUUUCCAAAAGAUAACAAAUUAAUUAAUAGUGUGACAUGACUCAUUUAUAAAGGUACUGGGUACCAUGUUGAAUUUCAAUAAUCUUAGGCAGGUGUCGAUCUUGUGAUCAUUAUCUUUCAUCAUCAUCAUCAUUGACUCAAACACAAUAUCUGAGACAGACUGGCCUCGCGUCUGAGUCUGACCCACCACACUUACAGAUUAGCCAACAGGCCUCAGGAUAUUUUUCCUGCUACUUAUUCGCUGGAUAGUGAUUAAUCCAGGGGAUAGUGUUAUCCAAUGUUUGAACAAUCAGGACCAGGCUGCCAAGGUCUUCCCCAGACUCUACCUCAUCAUUUUAUAUAAGUGUCCAUGAAGAGAGAGUGAGAGAGAGAGACAACUGUCAAUGAAAUGAGGUCUCCAACCCUUCGCGGUAUUUCUUUUAAUUUUUUUCUUUAAUUUCUAGGCUUUGAGUCAAGAAUAAAAUUUACAUGUAUUGUACUCUUUUAGGGCUCUCUCAUGUACAUGGAAAUAUUUAUCCUAUAAUGUUUUAUUGUUUUACAGUGAUUUUAGUGUAAGCUGUGAAGAGUACAAGAUUAAUGGAAAAGAGUGGUACCAUUAUUUUCUCUGUGGUUACAAGGUAUACAUGUAAAAUCUUGGCUCAUUCCUCAGGAAAUGUUUCCUUAAGAUAAAAAAUGAUCAUUGUUACUAGUGACUGGUUGAUUAAACAAAUUAGUGAUAUCACUGGCAAAGUUUCUUAAUUUAUUCAAGAAUUCUAAGAGGAAAAUGUGGACAGUUUUGUUCUAUAAAAUAUGAGUUAUAGUUAGGAUUAAUUUAAACUAGGUUUAACCUAAGGAUUGAAGAGAUCAUGAAAUGUUUAUGCCAUUUCAACAUGUUAAAUUUAAACUAGGUUUAAUGAUUUGUAGAUUUUGGCGAUCUUUUGAGAUGUUUAAAAUUUCACGCCAUUUCAAAAUAUCACAAAUGGUAAUGUCAAUCAUGCUGUUAUUUGUUUAUUUUGUAAUUUUCACAUGUAGGUAUUUCAAAUUAAGCUGAAAUACCACUGCUCUAAGCCAAUCAAAUUGCAGAAAUUUCUCAUGUAGUAGUAUAAAAGGAUGAGUCCAUCAUUUUUAUCUUAGGGUUUAGUGGAUUACAUGAAGAUUACAUCUCCCAUAGGCUUAAAUCUUUUAGUGGAUGGAAAUGUACCAAAGGUAUGGAAUCUGUUUUGUUUUCCAUUUAACCUUUUAGCCCUAUAUCUGCACGGCCAAAUGUGUUCUCCCUAUAUCUCCUUCACUGGUACUGAUAACACAUUAUUAUUAUUAUUAUUUUUAUUUUAAUUCACCCAUUCUCCCCUGGAAGUUUUGCUGAAAAACCUAUUUUGAAGCUAGCUGAGUGAUUUCUGGUCAUAACCUUCUGUAAAAAAGCAAGAACACCCAAAAAGUUGUUUAAAAGUCAAGUGUUAUGAGCAGCUUUUUUUCUGAAAGCUGAACAACAGCUUUCAAAGCUUAGGCCGGUGUGCAGAAUUUCAGAAUUUUAACACAGUUUUGAACCCUUAACUUUUUCAUUGCUUUCUCUCCAGUCCCUGAUCUCUUGUCUUCCCCCAUUUCUUUUUUUUGCUGAUGGUUUUCUAGGCUUUAUUUUGUUGAGAAAAGCUUUUGCCAAGACCUACCCUGCUAGCCGAGUCGUUUCGAUCUUUCCUAGAUAAGUCGGGAAAGAGGAAGCGACUCAGGUUCCUUCCUCUUCCCGACUUAUCUAGGAAGAUCGAAGGAGACUCUGUUUGCAGGGUAGCCAAGACCCUGAGGAUUGUGAAAAUAUUUUGAAGAAAGUUCAAGUGGGUAGUGGAACAAGAUUUUCCCUGGAAUUUUCUGUCUGACUGGAUUGUGCUUGCUUGGGAUCUGGUGUGAAAGAUUUCCUCCCCCUUCCCAAGUUAGGUGUCAUAGCCAUCCAUAUAGAUGUUACAGGCCAAAUUUAUUUUGGGGUUAUUUUUUUUAAAAGAAUCCAGGUUGAGAAACAUAAACAGGACUGUCAUUAAGAAUCAGGGGCCGGAAUUAAAUCAAAAUUAACCUGAAAUUAGAAGCAAAAGAAAUAUUUUGAUUUGUCCUACUUGUUGUAUUUACAGCAACUAUAUUCUUAUGAAUAGUAUUUACAGCCAUAGAUACCUAUUUACAGUUAAAAUUCAUAAUGAGAGGAAAGGGCACUAUGAAGUUAUCAAGGAUAAAUUGGAUCCUUUUAAAUGGUCUUUAUUAUUUAUUGUCUUAGUAUUGUCUUUGGUUAUUGUUUUCUUUAUUCUCUAGCCCUCUUUGUUCAAACUUUAACUACAUAUUAUGUAUCUAUCAAUGAACCAAGAUGCUUUCAUUGAAAUUGAUUAUUCUGUUCUCUUUCCUAAAGAGUGCAGGUUUGUCCAGCUCAUCAGCACUUGUUUGCUGUUCAGGACUGGCAACGGUGCAUGGUAAUGGACUGGAAUUGAGUAAGGUGGGAUAUUUUGACACUUUUUUCAUAAAGUGAUUCCAGUGUCUUGCCCACAAAUUCAUUAGACAUGUUAAAAUGUUUUUAAAACGCCUUUUAGAAAAGAAAAAAGUGAAAAAUACCCCUUUUGUCUUCUAGCAAAGUGGAAAUAGGCCAUUUGCAUGAUACUACAACCAGAAUCCUUCAGGGUUUUGCUUUCUUGUGCAAAUUGAGGCUUUUGUUAUUCAAACCUCGCUUUGAAUAUGAAAGGAAAGACGAAAAGGAUUCUGUUCUGUAAAAUGACGCCAUCGUGCAAAUGGCCUAUUAUAGGAAAAUUGCACCAACUGUUGCAUUGGAACUGACUAUAGGAAUAAUUAAUUACACUGAAGUUGCUGUUAAUGUUAUUGCAACCAAAGUGUCAGUCACUUUCAAAAUGAAAAUCACAUACCAGUCAAUAACAGUGUCUAGCUAUUGUAAUUUUCUAUUACAUUAUACUUCAGCGAUACAGCUACAGAAUGUACACUGUAGGUGACUUCUGAUUGGUGUUGUUGUUGUUGUAAUUAGCAUGAACUUGCAGAGGUGUGUACAAAAUGUGAGCAGUACAUUGGAACUGAAGGAGGAGGGUAGGUCAAUGCCUGUGCCAGGCUCUUAGAUAGUAGGAACAUCACGAAAACUAAGGGCGCUUUCCAUUUACCAAGAAAUUUCGGAAAUUCCGGUUGGGAUGUUAAUGGGACACACGUUUUCCGUGCGUUCCACUGAAAAAUUUCCGGGAUUAAGUGGAAUUUUGAAAAGGUAGUCCUGUUUUCCCGUUGGAAACUUUCCUGUGGAAAUGCAUGUUCCGUUUACGAGUUUUCACAAGGAAUCAUCAGUUCCAGGCUAUUCACGGCGAUCUCUGUGUCGCUAUCUUAAAUUUUGGUGACGAGAGCUUGAAAAAAUGGAACUUGUGUCAAAUGGAACACGUUCUUCACUCGAUAGACCUCUCCAUGGAAGUUUCUCAAAGUUUUUGGUAAAUGGAAAGCGACCAAGGUCAAGGAAAAAAUAGGAUGAGCAUGAUAUAGGAAAAUGUGCGGCGUUGGAAAGAGGUCCAUCAACCUCUCUCUCCCCAGCCCACGUGUGUUUUUUGCAAUAGUUUUCAUGAUCUCUCCACAUUACUUUCUUGAAGCCUGGAACAGGCUAGUUGGGUCAUUACCGGUUCCAGGCAGAUUUUGAAAUUCAAUAAUUUGUAAUCAUUUCUUUAGAACCCUAAGUGUGAAAGUGAAAGGGCUGUGCUAUUGCGUUUUUAAAUGGUUGAAUUUUCGAAAUUUGAGCUGAUAGUUUGAAUAAAAACCAUUUUUCUUCUCCAUACCAGCCACACCUAACACUGUAAUUUUUACGCACGAUUUUAACCAAAAUACAUUUCUCCAGGAGGGAUGAAAUAAUAUUGGGAUUCUAAAGGGAAAAAAAAAAAAAAUUAACAUUUUGACACUCUUCUAAGAACUGCAAAAGUGGAAAUCUGACCAUGAAACAAAGUUUUUGUUCAGUUUUCCUUCAUUACUUAAGUUACAGUUUUUGUUUUCAGUCGGGAGCUUAAGCAACAACGAUCGACGGCAACGAAAACGUCACUUAAAAAGUAGGCUCGAUUUCCGCCCCUCUUUUAGUGAAUUCGCGCUACUUCAAACUUUGUCGCGCUUAUUCCAAGUCGUUCAAUUCGUCAAAUGAUGGUAGAUUUUUCUUGAGGUGAAUUCUAAAGACUGUAUCAAAGUUCAGGAAAAGAAAAAGAAGGUCGUUGUCUUGUGUUCACGUCCUCCACAAAACGUGAAAUUAGGCAGUUUCACGUCGUAAUCGUGCAGUGACGGGAAAGCGUGAUGCACGUGCAAAGUUGCUGUUUUGCUAAUAUAAACCUAUUGCUUUUUUGCUGUUCUCGUUGACGUCGCUGUCGCUGUCGCCGUCGCCGUAUGCUGCAAAAAAACAUUUGCUGCCUUAGGCAAUUGAAAGUUCGUAUGUUCUUGUAUUUCACAGAAUGGACCAGUCUAUUUCCUUUUUGGCCGAGCCAGGAACUGUAAGUAUUCAUUUGGAGGAGGUUACAGUCAGCACUAAGCCACUGCUCCAUAUGUCUUUGCAAAUGUACUUUAGUUUACAAGUCUCUUUGUCAUAUUUUUUGUGUGUUCCACCCGCAUAUCACUCAGUGGAUAGUGUGUGGAUACUAAGAGACAAAAAGUAUAGCAAGUAGUUUACCACAAACAGACAUUGUUUGCACAUCGUUAACUCUAAAGUUCGCUUUCUUGCUUCUGAUACACUGAUUUUCUUUGAUUUGUUCUUUGUUAGGCAAAACACAUUGAGUUUGAUCCUAUAAGAGCAUAUGAUGUAACUCUUCCAGAUGGAAUAGUGUUUGUGAUUGCCAAUAGUUUGGUAUGAAUCUGUAGUUAGUUUUUAUAUUACUUGCUAGGGGUUACCGGCCUUUUUCCUGGGGAUAAAUGGAAGUGCGUGUGUGACCGCCUCCUUCCGAGAUAAAUUUACAUGGGAUAUAACCAUGGAAACGUCAACAGUUUAAAGAAAGCGACAUGUAUUAUAUCAACGUAGUUUCUGAGUUCCAAGAUAAAACAACCAAUUCGUAUAUAGUAUACCGUAUUUAUUUGAUUAAACGCUGCGUUAUCAAAUUCUUAGUGUUCCCGAUGCUGCCUUUAUUUCAACAACAAUUAUGAUAAAUCAUCUGUAAAUAGUAUGUAAAACAGAAAGAUGUUUCAAGUUCCAAUCUCUCGCUUUUUUGCUGAGAGAGAGUCGUUAUUGUCUGGAUAGUGUAGAUACCCAGUUGUACCGAGUUUCGAAUAAACGCCGCAUUCAUCUGAUUGGGUGCGGCGUUUAUUCGAGGGCGUCAUUUAAUCAAGUAAAUACGGUAUAUGGUGGUUUUUACAAGUGCAAAGACGUACCGCAGCCGGUUGAUACCGUUGAAAAUAAAAGGUAAGUGUGACCGCUUUGUCCUCGUUAUGUAAAACAACGUGAUGAAUACCCUGGAAGCAACGGUGUUUGCAACCACGACUCGACUGAAAAAAUGUCCAGUAGUAGUUAUGCUACUAAUAACAAAAUGCACUCGAUUUUGUGCAAUUCUUUUCCUGUCUUUGCAACAUUAGAAACCAGUUGUCCUUAUUUGUAACAGAGUAUAAAAUGCGGAAUGAUGUUUUUGUUUAAUCCAUGUCAGGUGGAGAUGAAGAAAUCCGCUACUGCUGGUACACAUUUUAACGCUAGAGUGGUGGAGUGUCGUCUAGCAGCCAAGGUAUCAUACAACAAACAGAACGUCCUUAACCCAUUAAGCCAAAAUAUCCACACACAAAUUCUCCAAACUGAUCUCCAUAAAUUUCCUUAAAACAUUAGUUGAGAGAAUUUGAUGAAAGAUGAAAGCAUUUUCCCCAAGGCGAUCAUUUCAUUAAUUCUCAUAACCUUUUAUCAUGCCUAUGUAUUAAUAUUGUUUGGAGAAAAUUGAUGUUUGUCACUUAUUAGGACUUAAAGUGGUCCCAGGCUGCUUAGUGGGGAAAAGAGCGAAUAACAGGGUGAGCUCGUAGAGAGUAGAACCCAUUACUCGGCUCGCUUCGCCUGCUAAUUUUUCAAGUUUGUGCUCCGUUAUUUGCAUUUUUCCUCACCAAGGAGCUGGGCUCAGGGUACAUUUGUUUUCUGCUUUUUGUUGAACAGGUACUGGCCAAAGUCAGCGGACUUGACUGGAAGAAUGUGCGCCGUUUGAGUGAGGUGCAACAAGGCAAGAAGAAAACCUUGGAUGAAAUGUAAGCCGCUACCAUUCUCUGGCAAACUUGAACUACAGAUGUAGUUACGUUGACGCCAUAUAAAAAUACGUACUUAACCAGCUUCAACGAUGUUGAUCUUUCGUUUUACUUUCUCCCCAGUGAGAGAAAAAUUGACUUUAAGUUACUAGAAAGAAAAUGCUUUUACCUUGUCAUAAACGUUACGGGUGACCAUAUGAAAGCAGCAAGCUAGAAUACACCUUAUGAAGUACCAUACGGUGAAACGGGCACCAAAAAUGUGCAACUUGUUUUGCAGCAUUGCUGCCAAGUGAGUUGAAAAGUGAUGUUGCAUUUUACCGCCCACAUUCAAAACUAUUUUGCAACAAAUUUGUUGCAGAAAGUAGAAAUUAGUUCUAAUUUUUGCAACAAAAUCUGUAUAUGUUGAGCGUUUUACCGGCCCAAGGCAAACUUGUUUUGCAACAAGUGGUGUAACUCCCGUAUAUGGCAUGACUCCCGCGUAAUUUUAUCCAAUCGAAGACAGUAUUCGCGCAACUUUAUUUGUCGCAAGACAGGUUUGAACGUGGGUGAUAAAACGCGUAACAUCGCUUUUCAGCACGUUCUGCAGCAAUGUUGCAAAACAAGUUGUACUUUUUUGUUGCCCGUUUUACGGUAGCUUUAUGUAGCUAACGUUAUUUUUGUUUAUCUCCGAGGCAGGGUAGAAAUGGUAGACUCAGUUCUUCAUGCUGAACCGUACACAAAAGAAGAACUUUGCCAAUUUUUUGGCUUGACGGUAUGUUGAAAGGAUUUAAGUCGUCGUUUCCUGAUACUUCGUUGUACAUACGUACUCCAUUCAAACUGAGUUUUUGUUUGGCUAGGGCUUUUAUCUAACCAAAAUUCUUAGGCCCAAAAGGCACACCACGGAAAUCCUUGACAUAUUGUUGGAGUAUUUUUCUAACAAAAAGGCGCUCAUUCUUUAGCUAACACUGAAAAGCUAUGAUAGUAGAAGCAGUGAUCGUUGUCCGCUGUUUCACACCACAGGGCGCUUUAAAAACUUACCGGUAAGACAACCGUCAAUUUACCAGUUAGACAGUGGGGAGACAUAACAUGAUGUCUCGCCUACUGGAGGGCAAAAAGUACCUGCCUGUGUCCUGGCCAUGUGUGAAAAGAGUAUAAAAGUUUUCAAAUGACGGAUACAUUAACAAACCCGGUGAUCAUUCAUGUUGAUUUUGAAUUUUAUUCGUGGUCUAAGUAUACUCAUUCACCUUCAUGAUGUUGUUCCCAACCAAACUUUAAAUGCAGAGAAGAUCAUCAAAGUUUAGCAACUUAUACAGUUGCGAGAAGAAAGCCAAAAAAACUUCAGGCUUGCCGGGAUUGGAACCCUUACCUCUGCGAUCCUAGCAAGCCAACUGGGGCGUGGUCAUUUAAUUGAUUCGUAAUAUACCGGUAUCUCAGAGGUUUGGGUUCGAAUCUCGGCAAGCCUGAAUUUUUUUAGGCUUUCUUUUCACAACUGCAUAAGUUGCGUCUUAAACUGUGAUGAUCUCUUCUGCAGUUAUUUCUUCUUACCGCAGUUCAAACAUAUGAAAUUCAUAUAUUCAUCAUUUCAUCGAACUGAACUUUCUUACGCACUUGCAACGGUUUUUUUGCCACAGUAAAAAUGAACUCAGUUUUUUUUUCGUAAUCUACAAGCAAACAGUCGUUAGUCUUUGAUCUAGCAAAUUCCUUUCUUUUUUACGACACCUCAAAUUCUAAUUCUAAUUGUGUAAUCUGGAAAAUGCAUAGUCCAUCACAGCAGAAGCAAAUGUGUAUGUGCUAGUGUUAAAAAAAUGAGACAAGGUGCUCGUGUUGAAUAAAGAUUAAUAAUGGGGUCAGCGCUUUUUAAACAUGGCACCUGGCGGCUUUUUUUAAAGCUUCCACUGACUGCUCUUCAAUAACUCUGUUUGGUAAAGAGUUCCAGUCUCUGAUAGUACUUGCAAUAAAAGUGUGUUGGUAUUUGUUUGUUUUGGCACUAACUUGUCUAGUGACCUGUCGCUUUUUAAGUCAUAAUUUAUAUAGGGUGGACAUUGUAUGGUUGAUAGACCAGGAACCACUUUAAAUAUCAUUGUAUCUCAAUGAUAUACAUGGCUUUUUUAAGGAAGAUGAGCUGAUCAGUGGCUGCAUGAGUCCUUCAACAGCCGGCGUCAACAGCUUCAAGCUCCAUGAUCGUGCCAUGCAUGUGUACUCUGAAGCUUCUAGGGUGUUUAAGUUUAAAAGCGUGUGUGAAGAAAAACCUGCUAACGCUAUUCAGGUGAGAACAUUUGUGGAUGUUAGUCAAAGCUUUAUCUUCUUCUAUAUUCCAAUGACUAUUCAGUUGAGUCAUUUGCAUCGGAAUAAUUAUUUCAUGUUAUUUAUUUAUUUCAUUUUAUUAAUUUAUUCUGCUCAGGUUUUGGGCGGACUUAUGAAUGAAAGUCAUGAAAGCUGUAGUAAAAUGUACGAGUGCAGCUGUGAAGAACUGGAUCAGUUGGUGUCCCUGUGCAGGUAUUAUACACUUAAAAUCUCCGAUCGGUAGUUAUUUUGGCCUCUCUGCUUUCUACAAAGCGCACUUCAGAAUAAUUGGGUAUCGUAAUCCUAUUUUGAUCGAUUUUCCUGCCGGACAUACUGUCUUUGGCCAUCUUAUUCGGACCGGCACUUGUUAAGUCUUACAUUGUUGGAAUUUCGUCUGCUAGACACAACACUUGCUUGAACUCCGUCCCGUUUACAAGACAAAGAACAACAAAACCGGAGAUUUUCAAUCAAAUCUUAGUCGAAUCUUUUCCAGCCUUAGCGGGACUUGAAAGAGGGAGCUUUUCCCAGAUGUCUCGACAUGUCCCAACAACUUUGUCUGAGUUUGUAGAUCGGUUCGACACGCAACGCAAUUUUGCAAAUUCUGCGCCUGUCUGACUGGUAAGAACUCAGAUUAGGCUUAAGCAGACUGUUCGCGUGUAAACCGAUCCAUUUACACUAAGAGGCCGGCAUGGUCCGGUGUGAACACACCUGACACGAUCCCGUACCAAUAGCUUUUUCAGUUUCUUCUUACCCUUUUCCUUUUAGGAAAUCUGGAGCAGUUGGCUCCAGGCUCACAGGUGCUGGCUGGGGCGGUUGCACAGUCUCACUGGUACCCAUUGCUUCUCUCAACGAUUUUAUGAAAGCAGUGCGUGAUGGGUAUUAUGCCGCUGAUCCAGACAGGCUCAGCCGAGUGUCUGAGAGUUUGUUUGCUACUCAGCCGGGGAGUGGUGCUGCCAUAUUAAAACUUGAUUAACAGACAUUUAAAUGGCUUGGAUCACUUUAUUUUCAUGAUCAAAGUAAAGAGUUUACCAAAAUAAAAAGAUUUAUGCCCUUGAGAACGUAUAGAAUGAUCAGAAGCCAUAGUCAUACCGCGAUUAUGGCUCCUGUAUCGAACGAUAAAAGCAUCUACCACACAACACAUGUUAAAAUAGGCAUGGUAAAUUAUUUUUCACAAUUUCGUUCCCCGGGUUAUUGUUUAUGGGGUUUUUCAGUGAAAACCUUAAGAAAAAA